ACAUAAGUCAGUUCAGUGACAUUUUUGUGACCAUUGCAUAAAAAUGUGAUACGUACUUACUACGCAGUAGUGAGCACAAUAGGUUUUAGAAAGGACAAAAAUACUAUUAUUAAUAUGUAAAAUGUCACAAAAAUAAUGUAUAAAAGUACACUUUUACAUAUUGAAAUUAACAUAACCAACUAGAAUUAUUUUAACAAAUGUCGCCCCCUAAACAACCACAAAGAUUAUUUCAAUUAAGCAUUAAGAGUUGUUUAAAUGUAAUUAAUUACGCUUGUUACGUUAUCGAAAAAAGUUGUUCAGAGGGAGAGUUCGAUGAGUGUGAAAAAAAAGUAUAUUCAUUGAAAUGCCACCUGAUGACUGUUUUACCAUGCAGGUUAUUCGAUGUCCUCUGUUCAGAACGAACAUGCUGCCAGUACCGUGGCGAUCCUCGUAUUCAGCUCCACGUGUUGACGCAUCCCAACAUGACAGUCUUCCGCAAAUGCGAUCUCGAUAACUCAAUACCCCAACCAUUCUGGAUCGAAACUCUCUCGAAAUUCAGUCGUCUUGUCGUUCUCGACCUCAAAUUCAUAUGCACAGACGAAAUACUCAACGUAGUCGGCCUGAAUUGUCUCCUUCUCGAGGAACUAAACAUAGUCUCGAAAGUUGAUAUAUACAAAUCUCUUUUUAAUGCAUCCGUUUUGAUCAGAAAUGUGUCUGAUGCUGGUUUAUACUCGAUUGCGCCAUUGAAACUUUUACGUAUUCUAGCGAUGGACCCGCCACGGAACGAACGAGCCAACCGCGUCGGCCGUUGCGUCUCUCAAGCCGGCAUCAUCAUGUUGAUAAACGAAUUACCGCGUUUAGAAGAACUGAGAAUCGAAUCCUGCGAUAUCGGUUCCACCUUAAUCGGCACUGUCAUGGAAAUAGGUCCUUUGAGUCUUCAGAAAGUCAACUGUCAUUACGCUUCAGCUGACGGUAUUCGAAAACUAAUAAACAUAUGUCCGUGCUUACGUGAAUUAUCAAUCACGCACUUGUCCGAGCAUAACAAAGACGCUAUAUUAGAGCAGAUUUCAACCAGUGAACUAAGACUGAAUAGGUUAAAUUUAUCUUUCUUCUCAUACUCGGAGUCAAUGCAGAAACUCCUACUAUUCAAGGGCUGUUAUUUGACUCAUUUCUCUCUGUGGGAAAUCGAGAACUCUUUGACUUUGGACGCGAUUUUAUCGAUAGGACUAUGUUGCACGAAUUUGAACUCUCUCUAUUUAAUGAGUCAAUCUAAAAGCUUGGAGGUGCCGAGAUAUUUCCAGCGACCAAAUAAUAUCUUCAACAAUUUACAGCACCUAACAAUAGGCAACGAUACAUUUAGUAUUGAACAGAUUUUAACUUUUUUCCUUAAUUGUACGAGCAAUCUUCAAACACUGGUACUGAAAUAUCAAACUAAAGUCAACAUUGAUAAUACUUUGUCUAGCUUACUGCGUAAAGGAUGUUUCAAAAACAUCGACAAUCUAUGGUUAGACUGCACUUUGGAGGUUUCAAAAAACGUGGUAAAAGAUAUAAUACAAAGUUGUGACAAACUACAAAUGUUGACUGUAGAUCUAAAUGAGGACACAAGCGACUUUCAUAGGUACAUCAGCGAUAAUAAUUUGGAUCUAAAACUAGGUAGUUAUUAGGAUUAAUUACUGUAUGUACUGUAUUUAUUUUAAUAAUAAAAUAUUUUACUAUUGACAUUGUUUUUGUUCUUCUGUUAACUUUUCUAAUCCUGACAAUAUGGCUUGUUUCAGAUUGUAGAAUACUAACCAAAUCCCCACUUUAUGUUAAAAAAUUAUAUUCUAAAACCACAACAAUUAUACUUAAUUAACAGAAACUAGCGAAAUCCGAAACCCCAAUCUGUUUAUCGCUAAGUUUAUCAAUUAUCAUUGUUUUUUUUCAUUUAUCAUUCUUGCAACUGUUAGCGCGCUACUUACCGUUCGUCAAUCGUACUGUGAUACAAAACCUGUUCCUAAAUGCCAAAAACUAUUAAGAUUAAUCAAUCACAGACCGAGUAAACUGGAAGUAGAAACGAAACCUUAUGAAUCAUUCUAUCUCACUCUCACACAGGUCAUAUGUUUCGUCUCUUUCGUUUCAUCGAGAUUCAAAUCAAAUCGACGCCAAUAUACU
Molecule: messenger RNA, 2130 nt
Organism: Bombyx mandarina (wild silkworm)
Lineage: Eukaryota; Metazoa; Arthropoda; Insecta; Lepidoptera; Bombycidae
Biological process (GO): SCF-dependent proteasomal ubiquitin-dependent protein catabolic process
Cellular component (GO): SCF ubiquitin ligase complex
Source: RefSeq, a predicted model, not a curated record